Erigeron canadensis is the source of this 807-nucleotide messenger RNA. RefSeq lists its product as uncharacterized. The record is from RefSeq and is a predicted model, not a curated record. The transcript has 6 exons. Gene Ontology annotation, biological process: mRNA splicing, via spliceosome. NCBI's taxonomy places the organism in Eukaryota, Viridiplantae, Streptophyta, Magnoliopsida, Asterales, Asteraceae. Gene Ontology annotation, cellular component: U2 snRNP; precatalytic spliceosome. Bases 214 to 477 code for a protein of 87 amino acids.
UCAUCUCCUUUCCUUUCUAUAUGUUUAAAACUCAAGAAUAGAGGGUAAGGGUUUCAUUUUUUUCACAACAUAAUUACACCAACUGGAGGGUAACUCCAUCUCCGGCCACCUCACAUCCGGCGUCGGCGACCCCACUUUCGGGCUGCUCUACCAUCGGCUCUAAUUCAGCUUCGGGAGAAUCUGACAACCUGAGCUUACACAAACAAGGACAAUAUGCAGGCAAGUGACAGGUUUAACAUCAACUCACAACUUGAGCAUCUGCAAGCUAAGUAUGUUGGAACAGGACAUGCGGACAUGAACAGAUUUGAAUGGGCUGUUAAUAUCCAGCGAGACAGUUACGCAUCUUAUGUUGGCCACUAUCCCAUGCUUGCUUAUUUUGCUUUGGCGGAAAAUGAAUCAAUAGGGAGAGAACGCUACAAUUUUAUGCAGAAAAUGUUGUUGCCGUGUGGACUUCCACCAGAAAGAGAAGAAGAGUAAUGGCGUCAAGUUUUCCAUGCCGUACUGAUCUUUUGGGUUGAGCUGGGAGAUUGGCGGAUGCUUUUAGGUUGAUAUGCAGCGAGAGAAAAAAAAAAUCCCGUUAAUAUGUGGUUACCAUUGCUAGCUGUGUGUAGGUUGGACAAGAAUGUUGAAUUGGCUGAAAAGGUUGUCAUGCAUAUGUGAAUUUGUUAGUGAGAAUGUCGUAUUUUCUGUUAUCAAAUACAUAUUCGUCAAUUGGACCAUAUACAGAUGCAGCAAAUGUGAGAUGUAUGUUGAGGAAAAAAAAAACAAUGAACAGUAAAGAACCUGCUUAUAGUUGCUGGAUUGAAA